Molecule: messenger RNA, 827 nt
Organism: Salvelinus namaycush (lake trout)
Lineage: Eukaryota; Metazoa; Chordata; Actinopteri; Salmoniformes; Salmonidae
Product: polyubiquitin-like
Exons: 2
Coding region: 146-616 (156 amino acids)
Biological process (GO): protein ubiquitination; modification-dependent protein catabolic process
Cellular component (GO): cytoplasm; nucleus
Molecular function (GO): protein tag activity; ubiquitin protein ligase binding
Source: RefSeq, a predicted model, not a curated record
AGGCUCAGCUGUACACGGUCACCAUCUUCAAUCGUAGAAGUUGUUUUUGUCAACACACCGAUUUCUCAAAACUAUUUGUUGAAACAGUUUGCAAGACUUCACAACAAGGACUUCUCAACAAUAUCUACUGAAAAAGAUAUCUAUCAUGGAACUCACUAUAACACUUUUGAAUGGGGACUCACAUCCCCUGACGGUUCAGCCACACACCACUCUGGGGUCGCUCAAGAGUCUGAUCAACCAACACUUUGGAGUGGCCAUGGAAAGGCAGAGGCUGUCAGGUGUCAAUGGGAACAACAUCAGUCUCAGCGAUGAUUCAAAAACUUUGAGUGACUAUGGCCUGCAUUCAGGAUCUAAAGUGAUGGUGCUGAUUACAGAACCCACUCACAUCCAGGUGUUCCUGAAAAACGAAAAGGGCCAGACGCACACAUAUGAGGUGGUGUCAGGUGAGACUGUAACCCAGUUCAAAGCCAAGGUCCAAAACAAGGAGGGAGUCCCAGCCAACCAACAGAGGCUGAUUCAUGAGGGCAAGCAGCUCGAUGAUGGCAAGAAACUGGAAGACUAUGGUGUCAGAAAUCUAAGCACUAUUCACCUGACGCUCCGUCUAAGGGGAGGCUGAAGACACCCAGUAUCGACCUGAAACCACAGGUCACCUGAAGCCCUUAACUUAUUAUGCAUUCCAUGUCUAUAGAGAAAAAGCUAUCUUGUCCAAAAAUGACCAGUGUUACUUUUGUAGUCAGUCGUAAACUUUUAAAUUAAGCAUGGCUGAUAUUGGCUUUUGUUGAAAUAAUGUAAAUGAGAUUGUAAUAAAGUAAUAACCAAGUAUAAAA